This is a messenger RNA of Oncorhynchus keta (chum salmon), 843 nucleotides long. RefSeq lists its product as uncharacterized. The record is from RefSeq and is a predicted model, not a curated record. The transcript is spliced from 3 exons. Bases 1 to 843 code for a protein of 280 amino acids. Lineage: Eukaryota; Metazoa; Chordata; Actinopteri; Salmoniformes; Salmonidae.
AUGUACAGCCUUCCAGACCUGAGGGGAGGCCUGGCAACCCUCAGCAACCCACUAGACGGCCUGUUAGACCAGUCGGCCUGGUCCAGCAUGAUGUUCAGCCUUCCAGACCUGAGGGGAGGCCUAGCAACCCUCUGGGCCCCACUAGACGGCCUGUUAGACCAGUCGGCCUGGUCCAGCAUGAUGUUCAGCCUUCCAGACCUGAGAGCUGCCCUUUCAGAGUCAUGCAGCUUCAGCAACAAUGUGUUUGUUCUCUCCAUGCCGAAAGCUGCCCAGCCAGAGGAGGCUGCCAGAGGGAGCAGCAGCCCACCCAGGGACAUCAUCAGGCCUGAGGCCUUCGUCCAGACAGGACCCCUGCUGGCCAGGAGAGCCCAGAGGGAUGCUCCUCCUCCAAAGGUCCCCAAACCCCCGGUGGCCCCCCGGCCCAAACUGCUGCCCUCCCUGGGCCAGGGCAACGUGUCCCUUGUCAGUGCCAACGCCUGGGAUGAAAGGACCAAGAAGAAGAGAAAGAAAGGAGUCAGAGUCCAGAGGUCUAGCCUGGGUCUGAGGCAUAUCCCCCGUGACGUAGAGCUGGCCAUGAUGAGACCCCGUCUGGUCAAGUCAGCUGUUCCCUCCCAGCAGCCCUACCAGCCGUGGGACGACGAGGACGAGGUGGACAUCUACGCCCUGAGGCGAACAGCCUACAUGUGUCCCAUGUACGACCAGGAGGAGAGCAGCGUCAGGGGCAACAAGAGGGUGGCAGUGGAGGCCCUGGACAACAUUCCUUUCAGAAGGAAGAUCACCUUGUGUUAUUUCAUGGGGGUCGCAGGGUCAUGCUGCCAAAAGACUACUAACCCCACCCCCUGA